Molecule: messenger RNA, 3839 nt
Organism: Syngnathoides biaculeatus (alligator pipefish)
Lineage: Eukaryota; Metazoa; Chordata; Actinopteri; Syngnathiformes; Syngnathidae
Gene: mrps23
Product: mitochondrial ribosomal protein S23
Exons: 5
Coding region: 2750-3271 (173 amino acids)
Biological process (GO): translation
Cellular component (GO): mitochondrion; ribosome
Molecular function (GO): structural constituent of ribosome
Source: RefSeq, a predicted model, not a curated record
CAGGCUGGAGAUGAUGAACAGUUUCUUUGAAGUUUUUACUUACAGAAUAUUCUGGUCACAAAUGAGGGACAGACAAUGGCUGUUGCAGAUCAGAAGUGCAACAAUACAGAGGACUUACAGCAUUCCCCUACUAUUCAUCAGGGUCCGCAUCACAAACGUAUAAAAGGGAAAUAAAGAGCAUCAUCCCAAAUAAAGAACAUCACAAAGAGAACCGCAUCAUAAAAUAAGAGCAUCACAAACUAUCUUCAUCAUAAUGACUAAGCUGGUAAUAACUGGCACAUUCCUAUGCCCUGGUCUCUCCAGUAAGGUUAACUGAUGAUUUGGCAUGUGUGAGCAAAAGAUACGCAUCAAUAAAGACAUAAAUAUCAAUAAAAAGAUACGCCUCAAUAAAGAGAUACACAUCAAUAAAAAGAUACACAUCGAUAAUACACUUGACUGGUUAGCAUGUCUGCCUCACAGUCCUGAGGACCCGGGUUCAAAUCCAGCCUCGCUCGUGUGCAGUUGACAUGUUCCCUCCAUGGGUUUUUUCCCGAUACCCCGGUUUCCUCCGUGGUCCCAAAAACAUGUACGGUGGAUUAACUAAAGAAUCUAAAUUGCCUGUAGGUGUGAAUGAUUAUUUACAUGUGUCCUGGGGUUAUCUGCAACCAAUUCAUGGUCCACCGGACCUCUCACCUGCCGUCAGCUGGGAUAGGAUCAAGUAUACCCACAACCUUAGUGAGGAUAAGCAGUGUAGGAAAUGGAUAUAUGGAUAAAAGAUUCAUGGCACAUCACAAUUUUGAGUAAAUCCAAGAGAAAUUGUUUUGUCAGUCACUUAUGGCAGCAUGGUGAAGGGAAUGAUUCCCGUGUCUGCGUCACAGUUCACAGGUUUGGCUUUGAAGCUCAGCACAGGCCGUCUGGAGUGGAGUUUGCAUUAUUGCCCUGCUUUCUCAGGGUACUCUGCCUUUCAGGAACAAUCCAAAAACAUAUGUAAAGUAUAUUAUCUAGGCUCUGGAAUUGGCUCCAGCUGACUCUCAUUCCAAAGUGGUAGACGAGCUAGAUGGUGGUUAGAUGCCAACAUUUGAUUUUGCUGUAUUGGGACUAGUGUUGGGCGAUAUGGCCUAAAAUUGAAAUGCAGAUUUCCCCCACUACCUCCUCCUCCCUCUUAACCUCAGGUUUUUGUUUUGUACUGAAACAUUUGGGUUUCCCAUUAAAAAAUGAAGAUGAGAGAACAAUUCAGAAUUACAGCUUUUAUUUCAUGGUAUUUACAUGUGUUAAACCAGUGUUCCCGAACCUUUUGUAUUGCGGACUGGUUUGGAGUAUGCAUUUUUAUAUAAACCUGCUUUGACCUGCAAAACAGAUAUAUUCAUAUUCACCUUAAACUGCUCCCUUUGUGCUAUUGUCAUGCACUAGUCCAGGGGGACACAAUGUGUUGCGAGGCAGUCUUGGUCAAUUGCAGGACGGUGUGCCAAUAAUAAUAAUAAUAAAAAAAGAAAACAUCAGCCAGUGUUCCCUCUAAACUGCACGCAUGCGCAAUUGUCCACCGCCGAUGCAAUCUCUUCGCAGAUAUUCUGUGUUGGGCGCAAAAAAAAAUAAAUACAACGCAAAUUGAAAGUAUAACAUCCAGCUAUUCAGUUUGUGGCCUUUUGCAAUGUCAUUCAAUGAGUGAGGCAUGACUGGUUGUUACAUCCAACGUCACAAUUCACCUACGUACUGUAAAAAAUCAGAAGAGGAAGCCACUGGUUUCUUUUGGCAGCACACAGAACUUUCUCAAACAAUGGCCGGUGCGCCUCCACACUUUCUGUCUCCUACUUUAGAUUACACCCGCCCACGACACCCCUCCCCUUAAAGAGCUUAACAUAAUGUGGGGCCUUGACACACUCUUAUGUCUUAUCUGUUCUAAAUUAAGAAGACUGCAUCUUGCAUAGCUAUGACUCUUAUAAGGAAUAUUUCCUACUAACAGAAUGUCUCUUGUUCUUUGUUCUUGUUACUUUGUUUGUUCUUUGUUCUGAAUGUAAUACAAGGGCGGCACUGACUGCCGGAGACAGAUUCCUUGUAUGUUUUACAUACUUGGCUAAUAAAGCUGAUUCUGAUUUUGAUAUAUUCAUUCAUUCAUUCAUUCAUUUAUCUUCUACCACUGAUCUGAGGUUGGGUCGUAUGGAGCUGCCAGGCAAAAGAGCGAGAGGAAGGCCAAAGAGAAGGACAAGCUGAAAGGAAAAGAAGAAGACUUUCCUUUCCUCACCCAUUUCAUCCAGCUCCCGGGGAGAUCCCGAGGCGUUCCCAGGCCAUUCGAGAGACGUAGCAUCUCAAGGGUGUCCUGGGUCGAAGUCAGGAUCUCCUUCCAUGGAGGCGUCAGCGAGGCAUCUGAAUCAGAUGCCCCAACCACGUCAUCUGGCUCCUCUCAAUGCGUAGGAGAAGCUCCUCAACUCUGAGCCCUUCACGGAUGACCGAGCUUCUCACUACCUCUAAGGGAGAGCCCGAACACCCUUUCGAGGAAACUCAUUUCAACAAUUUUUGUUGUUAGUGUUCCAUCAUGAAUGGCUUGUUGAUGAAAAGCAUUCAUUAGAAAUUUAAUCACCUGCAAAGAAAAUUUUUCGUUUUUAUUAAACUCACUGAAGCCUGUCCAAGAAAUAACUAUCUUGUUAAAGACACAUCUUCAGCAAAAGUGGUUUAUACAAGUGAUUUUAAUUCCUUUUGUUUUUAUUUGUCUGACUUUGUAUGAGCUUUAUUUUGAAUUUGAUUGGUUUGUAAUUUAACAUGACUAACUCAAAAUAUGAUUAACAGGGUUCGGGAUCUAAUGCGCUCUGGAGUGAUAAAGAAAACGGAGAAACCAAUCUGGUAUGAUGUGUAUGAAGUUUUUCCACCAAAAUGCCAACCACUUUAUGUCAAGCCUUUUACAAGAUCCAGGGUCAAGAAACCAGACCCAGUGCCUGAAAUUUUCUAUACAGAAGAUAAAAUUAGAGCGAAUUUUUAUGACCAGUAUGGGAUGGGCCUUCGGCCUUUUGAUCUUUCCAAAUCAAACUUUGUCUCUACCAGUCAGAGGUUUGUAGACAAGUAUGCAGAGUUAAACAGUCAGUACGGGAUGGAUGACUGUGCUCUGUUUGAGGAGACUGCGAAGGCUUUGCUUGCAGAGGGUGUCAUUCUGAGAAGGAGAGGAGCAACAACGGUGUCUGCAGAGUCCAAGAAUCCAGUGUUGGAGCUCAAGCUCACAGCCAUGCUGACAGAGGAACCAUCUGUUGAUGAUGACAGCAAGCAAAUGCCAGAAGAGCAUACGAAACAUACACAUACAUCAUAGAAAUUUGACUUUCUGCUUACCUAGGAGCUCUGGUCACUUGUUUAAAUAAUAUCAUGGUUGUCUGGCACAGGCGUACUAAGGAUUCUAUCUGAUCAAGGGACCUAAAUUAGCCUCCAGCUAUCUUUGUCAAAUGUCACUACAGUCAACAAUGUCAGCAGGCUACGUUCAUUUAGUUAUAAGACACCUGUGAACUCUUGAUUGUACACUAAGAUCUGGAUAUCAGUCCAAUGAUGUUUCAUAAUUGUUUUUUGCAACUUCAUGGAAACAUGCUAAGAAAAUUACAUUCAUUACACUGAAACUAAAGCUCUAAAAUGGCAGCAAUUCCACCACUUUUUCCUCAAUUUGUUCAAAAUAUUCAUGAAACUAAAAUUUGUUGGUCCUGCCUAAUAAACAGUAUAAUAGUGUUACAGCUACAUUCAGUCAACCAUGUUUUAUUAUGAAACGAAAAGUCUACAUCUGGUGUGUCAAACUCAUUUUUAAUCGCUAACCACAUUGUAGUUAUGGUUUCCUUCUGAGCGCCGUUAUAACUACUAAAACAAUAAAAUAAAUGCCUCAUAUUACAAAUACA